Penicillium maclennaniae is the source of this 1644-nucleotide messenger RNA. Its product is annotated as autophagy-related protein 17. Gene Ontology annotation, cellular component: Atg1/ULK1 kinase complex; phagophore assembly site. The transcript has a single exon. The record is from RefSeq and is a predicted model, not a curated record. Lineage: Eukaryota; Fungi; Ascomycota; Eurotiomycetes; Eurotiales; Aspergillaceae. The coding region runs from base 1 to 1644 and encodes 547 amino acids. Gene Ontology annotation, molecular function: molecular adaptor activity; protein kinase activator activity. Gene Ontology annotation, biological process: autophagy of mitochondrion; autophagy of peroxisome; autophagosome assembly.
AUGGCGUCUUCUCAAUCAUCGUCAUCAUCUAUCUCGGAGCGUGGUGACAGAUUAGUCGAGCAUAAGUCAAUGCCUCAGUUGGAAACUCUCAUCUCCCACUUACUAGCCGCCAAACGCUCCCUCUCCUCCAUCAACCAUGUCUGGCGCGCCAACGAGAUCGUCACUGCCUCCCGCUCUGCUCUCGAAGAAAGCGUCGUCGUCUCCUCCCGUACGAACUUCCUGCGCCGUGGACUGAAUACCCAGCUUAGAUUGCUGUAUAAUGUUCGUGCCGAGGUGGAAGAGAUCUCAUUCCGUGGUCGACACGAAUUCGAGCAAGCUUUGGGGAGCUUAGAUGCCGCCGACGCCAGGUUGCGAAGUACCCUCGACCUUCUGCGGGAGACGAUCGUCGAUGCAUCGUUUCGCCCCAAGGAUGAAGCAUCGAGGAGUCUGCACGACUUUGUGGACGAACGCGGGGUGGAGGAGCUGCACGGGGCGAUGAAAAACUCCAUCGACCGCACCAAUACUGCGCGCGGAGAUCUAGACACCUCUAACAGGGAAUUUGACGAUGAGCUCACCUCAAUCAAGCAAGCUCUCCGAAACUACCGCUCAGCUACCAAAAUAGCCUCUUCUCGCGCAUCAGCAUCUUCAUCUUCGUCGGCUUCUGUGUCGGACUCGGGUCUGCUUGCAUUGUCAGAGUUGCCGGGCAUGUUGCAGUCACUCGAGACACAUGCGCAGGAAAUGGCCAGCCUCCUGGAAUCCCUUGUCCGCCAUUUCGAUUUAUGUGUUACUGCAGUGAAGCACACCGAGGGCGGAGGCGCGGCGGCUCGUUCUAUUACGGGUGACAUGCCUACUGAAGUCCAAGCUAGUGGUGAGGGGAUGCCCAAUAUCGGCGAAGAGAUUAAUGCGAACCUCAAUGCGCCCUUGGAUCCCAUGUCAGAUCAGGAAUACCAGGAAAUGGUGAACGUGUUGAUGAAGGAUGCCCUUGAAGCCGAAGACGUGGUUAUGGAAAUCCAAGAUCGCAUUAGCGAAAUGGAAUCCAUAUAUGAACAAAUUAAUGUGCAGCGCGACGCCCUACUCUCGGUCUCGCAUGCCACACUCGACAUCCACCGCCAUCUAUCCAAUCUCGCGUCAACACGGCUGCCGCGGUACAUCUCUCAUGCACACAACUUCACGCAGGUCUGGAACGAAGAGAACGAACGUAUAAAUUCCGGUCUUACCGAGUUGUCCGAUCUUCACUCCCUAUACGAAGGCUUCCUAAAUGCCUACGACAGCCUCAUCCUCGAAGUGGCCCGGCGAGCCCAUGUUCGUGCUCGUGUCGAGAAAGUCCUCCACGACACCAAACGCAAAUUGACUCAGCUCUGGGACGAGGAUGUUGCAGCCCGCGAAGCUUUCCGUGUCGAGCAAGGCGACUUCCUCCCAUCCGAUAUUUGGCCUGGUAUCGGCCGAGCGCCCAUGCAGGUCGAAUUUCUUCGUGUUUCGGGAGGUCAGCUUCCAGCACUUGCUGAGGGGCAGGAUCCUGAGCAGACUGGAAUUAGCCUAAGCACUGAGCCCCAGGCGGGUGCAGCGGAAGAUAACGCCAAGGGCGAAGUUAUUCCAGAAUUACCCAAAGAUAUGAUUGAGCAGGCUUAUGAGCGAUUGAAAGCGCGCGGGGGUCAUUUCGCCUAA